Messenger RNA from Pleuronectes platessa (European plaice), 1880 nucleotides. Its product is annotated as claudin-4. Gene Ontology annotation, molecular function: structural molecule activity. The record is from RefSeq and is a predicted model, not a curated record. The transcript has 2 exons. The coding region runs from base 432 to 1574 and encodes 380 amino acids. Gene Ontology annotation, biological process: cell adhesion; bicellular tight junction assembly. Lineage: Eukaryota; Metazoa; Chordata; Actinopteri; Pleuronectiformes; Pleuronectidae. Gene Ontology annotation, cellular component: plasma membrane; bicellular tight junction.
GCUUUCCGUUAGCGUCGGACAUCCGGUGAAACUCCCUCCGUGGUGGAGGAGCUGUUCUCUGAAGGGAAACCAGUCACGGGACCGGAUCUUCCAGUCGAUGGCCCAAUCAAAGUUUGGCCACUGGUCCCCUGCAUCGUUUGAAUGAGGAAUGCUGGGCGGCUCCAACGGCCUCGUUCACACAGAGCCAUCGACGCUCAUCUCAUCGAAACUGCUGCGGCUCCACAUACAGAUGCUGUGAAGAAUCUGGUCGGACUGGUAGGUCGCUCCACACACAGGUUUCAGGUCAGAGGGAAGGACACUGGGACUCCGCCUCCAUGGACGACGUCCUUAAAAGCCAAGAACAAGAGCCACAGUGUUCAUUCAACUGCCCAACCCGAGCCUGAGCUUCAGAGACGCUGCACCCGCCUCCAACAGGAAAGAAAGAUCUCAUCAUGGUGUCUAUGGGACGACAGAUGCUGGGCUUUGUCCUGGCCAUCAUUGGCUUCCUGGGGACCAUCAUCGUGUGCGCCCUGCCCAUGUGGAAGGUCACGGCCUUCAUCGGCGCCAACAUCGUGACGGCGCAGGUCAUCUGGGAAGGCUUGUGGAUGAACUGUGUCACGCAGAGCACCGGGCAGAUGCAGUGCAAGAUCUACGAUUCUCUCCUGGCGCUGCCUCAGGACCUCCAGGCCGCCAGGUCCCUCAUCGUCAUCGCCAUCAUCGUCUCCGCCCUGGGGGUUCUCCUGGGCAUCGCUGGGGGCAAGUGCACCAACUUCAUCGAGGACCCAAACUCCAAAGCCAAGGUGGCCAUCGCUGCCGGGAUUAUCUUCAUCAUUGCCGGGGUUCUCGUCCUCAUCCCAGUCUGCUGGUCGGCCAACACCAUCAUCAGGGAUUUCUACAACCCCCUCAUGACCAACGCUCAGAGGAGAGAAGUGAACACCAUGACUUCCAUGGGGAUGCAGAUGGCGGGCUGCGCUCUGGGCCUCCUGGGCUGGAUCGGGGUGAUCAUCGCCUGCGCCGCGCCCAUGUGGCGGGUCUCUGCUUUCAUCGGCAGCAACAUCGUGACCUCGCAGACCUUCUGGGAGGGCAUCUGGAUGACCUGCGUGGUCCAGAGCACAGGCCAGCUGCAGUGCAAGAUCUACGACUCCAUGUUGGCUCUGAGCGUAGACCUCCAGGCGGCCCGGGCCCUGAUGGUGGUCUCCAUCGUCGCUGGCAUCAUUGGGAUCUUCAUCGCCUUCGCCGGAGGAAAGUGCACCAACUUCAUUCCGGAUCAGAGGGCGAAGGCGAGGGCGUCGGUGGCCGCCGGCGUGAUGCUGAUCCUCAGUGGACUCCUGUGCCUCAUCCCCGUGUCCUGGACCGCCAGUGAGAUCAUCAGGAACUUCUACAGCCCCUUGCUGGUGGACGCCCAGAGGCGAGAGCUCGGGGCGUCUCUUUACAUCGGCUGGGGCGCCGGGGGCCUGCUGCUGCUGGGAGGGGGCCUGCUGUGUGCCACCUGCCCCCCCAAGGAGGAAGACUCCCCGUCGGUGAAGUACCUCCUGAACAAGCCCAGAAAAGUGGAUUCAAUUGUGUCCUACGCGCCAUCAAAGACGUAUAUCUGACGUCUGGUUGACGACUCUGUGUUUGAAACUGAAGCUUGGAGUUUAAUCCAGAAACAUUUGUGGACGUGCAAGCGAUGAAGAAUGAAGACAAAGGGACAAAAUGAAGGAAAUGUGGACGUUAUCGUCUUGAAGGAAUCAAACUGUGGAGAUUUCUUUAAAUCUGAAUGUUACUCGUGACAUCCUCUGUGCACGGGGAAACUUUAAAGUGUGUUUUACAGGUUUGGGAAUUGAUUUGUUUCAGCACUUUGCAACUUUUGAUAUAUAUUCGAGACUCUAUUUUUCACAAUAAAUGAACUUCUGUUGUCA